Arabis nemorensis is the source of this 996-nucleotide messenger RNA. The record is from the annotation of a GenBank genome assembly. NCBI's taxonomy places the organism in Eukaryota, Viridiplantae, Streptophyta, Magnoliopsida, Brassicales, Brassicaceae.
AUGAGUACCCGUUAUUCCACUCAAUUGCAAUCGUCAGCCAUUCUAUCCAUCACUGUCUCGUCAUCUUCUUCCUUAGAUUCCACGCCGCGGGAAGAAAACAGUCACAAUGCCGCAGUUUCCGAGAGCUCUCCAUCGUCCUUGUUGAUGAGACUGGCCAUGAGGGUAUCUAGAGCAAGGUGGUUCAUUUUCUUGAGAAGAGUGUUUCAUUACCAGAACGGCUCAAGAUCCGAUCUUGGCACCAAUCCUUUCAAUUCAAUCACUUGGAUGAUAUCAGAGCUCAUCGCUUUACUUGUACAGAUCACUGUGAUAACAUUCACACUAGCUUUGUCCAAGAACGAGCGGCCUAUUUGGCCUGUGAGGUUCUGGAUCACUGGCUACAACGUCGGUUGUCUGCUCAAUCUCAUGCUGUUAUACGGUCGGUACCGUCAGCUAGACAUUAGCCAAGGAAAUGGAUUUGGUGAUAUUGAGCAGGAACAAAGAGGCAGAGAAGAUCAUACCAGGUGCUCACAUUUGAUGAACAGAUGCCGAACAUCGCUGGAGCUUUUCUUUGCGAUAUGGUUUGUGAUAGGUAAUGUAUGGGUUUUUGAUUCUCGGUUUGGUUCUUUCCACUAUGCUCCAAACCUCCAUGUCCUUUGCAUCACCCUUCUCGCUUGGAACGCUCUUUGCUACUCCUUCCCAUUUCUUCUCUUCCUCCUGCUCUGUUGUGUUGUACCUCUCAUUAGUAGCUUCCUCGGCUACAACAUGAACAUGGGAUCUUCUGAAAAAGGAGCUUCAGAAGCCCAAAUCUCCAAUCUCCCUAGUUGGAAGUACAAAGUCAUUGGUGACACUUCUGAUUCAGCCAAUGAUCCGGAGUGUUGCAUAUGUUUGGCAAAGUACAAAGAUAAAGAAGAAGUGAGAAAGCUUUUAUGUUCGCAUAGUUUUCACCUCAAAUGCGUUGAUCAGUGGCUUCGUAUCAUCUCAUGUUGUCCUCUCUGUAAACAAGAUCUCCCCAACUAA